CCUACCCCUCGCAGAGCUGAUUUUCCAAGUGUCUGUUCUGGCCUUGCUUCUUGUGUAUCCUUGGCUAUAGCUUUAAAGUGAAAAAUUGGCUGUGAUGGCAGGAGGCCCCCCUAGCAUCAAGGAGGAGAUGGAAACAUCCAUGGCUGAAGAGCUGGUUCCUGAAAGCUAUAUGCAAAGCCAAGAGCACCUGGUGAUAGCAGAAAUGAUGGCACGUGGAUCCCAGUCCCUGGGUACCUCUCAGCGGCGACAAAAGUUGGAUCCAAAGGCUGCUGGCUCUGGUGCACGUCAACCGGCUUGGAAUAUGACUGCCACCCGGCCCAAGAAAGCGGGGCCCCAGCUGCCAUUGCCCAGAAUGUUGAGAGAACAAGGCCAUGGCAAUGCUCACCCUCAGGAGUAUCCUGGUGGCUUCCAGAACAUGAGGUUCCAUUAUGAGCGUGACCCAGAGGCAGAUAUGGUGGCAGAGAUUGGCUUGGAAGAGCUAAAUGGAUUGGAGAUGGAAGUCAUGAGAAGACAGCUGCACGUGAUCACCGGCCGGCUGCGUGCCUUGGAGGAGCAGGGUGCUACCUGGCGCCACAGGGAUGCUCUGUUCUUCACCAUGCUGGUGUCGGCCUGCAUUGCCAACCUGUGGCUGUGGAUGCGCCAGUGACGUCUCACGCCGCCUGAGCCCGCUUCUCCUUCCUCUUCUUCCCUUUUCUCCCUGGGCUGCCCUUGCCCAUCUUCCUUAGCAGCACUGGAGCCAUUUCCCAACUCUGGUUACACCGCUUGCCUGGAGCAGGCCCUAGCUGCUGGGAGGUAAAAGAAGUGUGACAUUCCGAAGGUCUGCAAGGGCUGAAAUGUAGCCACUUUGGAGGCUGAGGUGGGUGGCAUCUCGUCUCCACAGUAACACCAGUGGCAAGUGCUUCCUGCUUGCCUAUCAGGGCUUCGUGGUGACUGUCCCAGAGCUGAACCUUGCCUCUGUGCCCUCAUCAUCCCUUCUGUUCCAUCCUCUGUGGCAGGGGCUUGGCUGUGCUUUCCCAGUUUUCUUCCACUUUGUGUACAGGGCUCUACACAGAAAAUGCGCUCAAUAAAAGUUCACUGAUGGC
Messenger RNA from Mustela lutreola (European mink), 1082 nucleotides. It is a transcript of the gene FATE1, whose product is annotated as fetal and adult testis expressed 1. Gene Ontology annotation, cellular component: mitochondrial outer membrane; mitochondria-associated endoplasmic reticulum membrane contact site; endoplasmic reticulum. The transcript is spliced from 5 exons. Gene Ontology annotation, molecular function: ubiquitin protein ligase binding. The coding region runs from base 95 to 646 and encodes 183 amino acids. NCBI's taxonomy places the organism in Eukaryota, Metazoa, Chordata, Mammalia, Carnivora, Mustelidae. The record is from RefSeq and is a predicted model, not a curated record. Gene Ontology annotation, biological process: negative regulation of mitochondrial calcium ion concentration; negative regulation of apoptotic process.